Molecule: messenger RNA, 1326 nt
Organism: Helianthus annuus (common sunflower)
Lineage: Eukaryota; Viridiplantae; Streptophyta; Magnoliopsida; Asterales; Asteraceae
Product: basic leucine zipper 9
Exons: 6
Coding region: 116-1177 (353 amino acids)
Biological process (GO): regulation of DNA-templated transcription
Molecular function (GO): DNA-binding transcription factor activity
Source: RefSeq, a predicted model, not a curated record
CUUCCUCCCACUUUUCAUAAAAAAACACACCCCUCAAUCUUUUUCAAAUCCUUAAGGGUGAAGUAAACCAAAAAGAUCCAACUUUUUCCCAAGAUUAUAUGUGGGCUUUCUGUUUAUGAUUCUAAAUAAUUCAUUUGAAUGUUACCCACAUACCAUCAUGGAUAACUUCAAUCACAAACCAUUCACCAUGAGCAGAACUUUUUCUGAAAUUGAUUUUGAAGAGUUGUUUAAGCAGUCAAUGGGAAGUGAUGCUGAUCACCGGGGUCACCCGCCUUCGGAUGGGUUGUUUUCGGCUGCAGAUAGUGUUGUUUUUAGUAAUGAUGAUAGCAAAAACUAUGCUGCUGGUUGUUCUCUUGAUGUUGCUGUUCAGUAUAGAAAUCAGGAGAAUCUAAAUAGGUUUUCAACUUCUGGCGGAAUGCUCGGUAACUCUAUAUGGUCUCAGAAUAUUAUUCCACAGAACUCUAGUGUCACGAUGACAAUGGAUGCUCAGUCCUCGAUUUGUGCUGAGAGCCCAACUUCAGAAAUCAAACCAAUAAGGCGGGAUAACAACGCCAUCGGGACAACUAGUGAUGAAGAACAAUCAGACUAUGAUCCAGAGAUUGAAACCGGCCAAUGUGAACAGAGCAACGAUGUAGUGGAUGUAAAAAGGAUCAAAAGGAUGGUUUCAAACCGAGAAUCUGCUAGGCGCUCAAGAAGAAGAAAACAAGCACAUUUAACAGAUCUUGAGCAACAAGUGGAAAAGCUACGAGCAGAGUACUCAGUUUUGUUCAAGCAACUCACGACUGCUACGCACCAAUACAAUGAUGCUUCAACCAACAACCGAGUGCUCAAGUCAGAUGUGGAAGCCUUGAGAGCUAAGGUUAAGUUGGCUGAAGAUACCUUGGCCAGGGGUUCAUUAACAUCUAGCCUGAGCCACCUUAUUCAGAACCAUUUAACCACUCCCCAAAUGUUCAACUAUCAAAAUGUGCCUAGAAUGGGAAACGUCUCUCCAACCAUAACCGUUUGUGGGGAUGACCAUAGACCCCACUCUGGCCUACACGUUCCCGGGCAACAUAUGAUGGCUGGACUAGGUGUUGAGCCUGACAUCUUUAAUGGUAAUGCGAACAGUGGUAUAAGCAGCGAUGGUGGAAGUUGUGUAACUGAAAUGUGGCCUCAGGAUGCUCAUAGUCCCGUUUGAACAUUAAAUAAAAGGGAUUAAUGUUUUAGAACCUUCUCGUUUGUUUGUGUUCUUUUCUGUUUCUUUUGCGUAAUCUUAUUGUAAUUUAUGUAAUGCUUGUAUGAACUUAAUCUUGUGACAUGAUCUUGGUGAAGUAUAUUUUGGUUUUA